GGUGGGGAGAAGAGAUGACGAGAUGUAUUUGAGGACAGUUUCGGCUAGUAUUGUAUUUAAACAAAUUGCUACGGUUUUCACCAUUAGUGCUCUCUUUCUUCCCCUAUCCAUGGCACAUGAAUGGCGACACCAACCCUUCCGGGCACUCUACAUUACAUAUCUUAUCGCAUUCACGAUGUUCCUGUAUCUACCGUACUGCAUCGUUAAGUAUGCACCUCGUUCACGGCGUCAAAGGCAAUCAUGGACUUUGCGACGCUGCGUGACUGUUGCAGUGUUUCGACAUGUGGUCAACAAGGAACAAAAGUAUGUCCUCUAUCACGCUUCGUCAACAGGACACUGAUAAUUCUGCCACCAUCCGGUAGAGUCGGAUAUCUGCUUAGCUUCCCAACGCAUGAGGCUAUAAAGGAGGGUCCCGGUGUUAAGGCUUUAUGGAUCAAUCCUACUCCUGACUUGAUGGACAAGCAGCUUCAACGAUGGGCAACCAUGUCUGGAGUGCAUCCCAUUCGCAUUCCAGGAUACUGGAUGGAUAAGGAGGGUCUGGACAUCCCUAUAGGCGCACCUCUACAACCAGGCGAGAAGAUUCUUUAUCGUUUGCACGGUGGCGCAUUCACCAUAUGUUCAUCCCAUCCGCACGAUUAUUCAGCCCUUAUACCACGCGACCUCCUCAAAAACUGUCCAUCAUUCCGUCGGGCAUUUUCCGUUGAAUAUAGGCUUUCGGUGGGACCUCCCUAUCCUGCCCGUAACCCGUUUCCCGCAGCACUCCUUGAUACCCUUGCUGGUUAUUCGUACCUCGUGAAUGAAUGCCAUUACCGUCCAUCGGAUAUCAUCAUAAUGGGAGAAUCUGCGGGAGGGAAUCUUGCCCUUGGACUCACACGAUAUCUUCUACAACACGAACACACCCUCAACGAUGUUCCCGCACCUCCUGCGGGGCUGAUUCUCUCUUCUCCUUGGGUAGAUUUCAGCACUUCGCACGUAACACCCGGAUCAUCGGUAUUUCUGAACGCAGAGUCAGACUUUGUAGGUCAUUUAAUAGGACUCGAGAACUAUUCUACCUUCGCUUUCCUUGGACCUCAUGGAAAAGAUGGUGCGGAGACGAACAUGUAUAUAUCGCCUGCUUCACUACAUAUCGAGCCGACAUUCCGUGGAUUCCCUAGGACUUUCCUCAUUGCAGGAGAGGCAGAGGUAUUCUUGGACCAGAUCAAGACUCUCAGAAAUAGGAUGGUGCGAGAUAUGGGCGAAGGUAGUGACAGUGGUCAGGUCACUUAUUACGAAGCACCGGACAGUAUACACUCACCCAUUAGUUUGCCGUGGCAUGAGCCUGAGAGGAGCGAUGUUUACCAGCACAUCGCAGAGUGGAUGGAUAUGUUGUAGACGUUGCAGCUUCCCAGUCGUUUUAUUGAUAUCAAGCCUGCGACUCUGUUUCUGCAUUCAUUUUGCAAUGAAGUACGUUAGCUCGA
Serpula lacrymans var. lacrymans S7.9 is the source of this 1457-nucleotide messenger RNA. RefSeq lists its product as uncharacterized. NCBI's taxonomy places the organism in Eukaryota, Fungi, Basidiomycota, Agaricomycetes, Boletales, Serpulaceae. Gene Ontology annotation, molecular function: hydrolase activity. The transcript has a single exon. The coding region runs from base 241 to 1371 and encodes 376 amino acids. The record is from RefSeq and is a predicted model, not a curated record.